AUGGAUUUGAAGACAGCCAUCACCAACUUGGUUUCAUCAGUCAUCACAGCUUUUGAAGAACUCAACCAGCUUGAUCAAGUUCCUCAAGCUACAAGUUUGAGGUGGUUUGAUAUCUGUGAAGACAAUGCUCAGUACUACAGCACCAUUCUACUUGACCCAACAUCAAGCGUUCAUCUUCGACAAUGUCUACAGUCAAACAUUGCUCUCCUAAACACGUAUGGAGAAAAAUUCUUAGGAUUGAGCCAUAGAGUUGUUGGUGACCUCAGUAAUCGAGCUGCUGCUACUAUCAAAUGGCAGGACAUGGAGAGUGCAUUUGAGGGUAGAAUCAAGACAGGAUGUGUCAUUAAUCUCCGUCACGCUGACUUGAAGACCUUCUUGAACGAUGCUGAAAACUUGGUUAUCAUGAAAGUUCAAGAAGCCAUGCAGCAGCAUGGGAGUCUGAAAGCCAAUACCCUGCUCCUUUGUCGAUUUGAAUGUCAUAAGAAUGAUGCUGUUGUUGUAGAAACCAAGUCAUUCCAGAGUAAAAGCUCUACAAUUUUAGCUGAAACAGGAUUACAUGAAUGGUAUCAAGAAAGCGUAGUGAGUCAAACGUUGAGAAAAGUUGACGAGCUUCAAGAAAAUCAGUCAGGUUGGAGUUUGUCAGAAACUCUCAAUCUGACUGUUAAUAUUUCAAGAUUUACACCACUACAAGCGGGAAUUUCAACGUUUGUUCAAGUCCCAGGUGACAUUCGUAAGAAGGAAGGUGUAGUCAAUAUAAUCAAUGAGGAUCACUACUGCUUUCUUUGGUGUGUUGUUGCGGCUUUAUAUCCAGUAAAAUCAAAUAGGAAUUUACCGUCAUCUUAUCCAUAUCCCAGCUCAGUAUUAGAUCAUACUGGAAUAAAAUUUCCAAUAGAAUUGAAGGAUAUACCAUUAUUUGAAAAAAUGAAUGAUUUAAGAAUUAAUGUGUACGGUAUAGAGUCAAAAGAAAAUGAAAAAGAUCCUAGUGUUAUUAUUCCUCUAUACUUAAGUCCAAAUCUUGAGUGUGAGAAAGAUACCAUUCAUCUGCUUAUGAUUGAAACAAACUUGACAUUGAACAAAGAUGAUAGUAUUGAAAAUCACAAACCUAUAUUUCAUUUUGCAUGGAUACGAAAUCCUUCAAGAUUAGUCGGAAGUAGUGUUAAAAAGGGACACUACAAGUUAUUCUUCUGCGAUCGUUGUCUCUGUCAUUUCAGACAUGAAGCAUCAUUUAAACGACACCAAUCUGAUUGUCUCCAAUACAACAAAGUAAGAAUGACUCUACCCAGCGAAAAAAAUAAAAUACUAUCAUUCAAAGAUCAUAAAUACAAAGAUCCAGUACCGUUUGUUGUAUACGCGGAUCUUGAAAGCGUCCUGGAGGAGGAAACAGAAGAUAUUCAAAAGCAUACACCUCACAGUAUAGCUUAUUACUUACAUUGCAGUUAUGACAAUUCACUGUCCAGGUUUAAUUUAAAUCGUUCGGAAGAUUGUAUUAAGUGGUUUGUACAAGAACUUGAGUCAAUAAGCCACCAAGUCAGUGGUUAUUUAAAAAAUCCAAAACCUCUACCAAAGUUGACUGAUGAAGAACAGAAGUCAUUUGAUGAAGCAGUGAAUUGUCAUAUCUGCAAUGAGCCAUUUAAAUCUGCCAAUGAUAAGAAAGUAAGAGACCACUGUCACUUCACCGGGAAAUUCAGAGAAGCUGCUCAUAACUCCUGUAACUUAAAUUUUCAACAAAGUCACAUCAUUCCAAUAGUUUUUCACAACUUAUCCGGCUAUGACUGUCAUUUUAUCUUAGAGUCUGUAGCAACAGUUUUCAAUGGUUCAGUUGAAAUAUUACCUAUUAAUAAAGAAAAGUACAUUGCAUUUACCAAAACUGUAGACGACACCAAUAUUCAUCUCAGAUUCAUCGACUCAUUUAGAUUCAUGGCAUCAAAACAACUUAAACUUGUAACGAGCAAGGGAAUAUUUCCCUAUGAAUACGUGGACAGUUUAGAAAAAUUAUACGAGACUGAACUAUCAGACAGACAAGCUUUUUACUCUCGACUGAGUGAUAAACACAUUAGUGACGAAGACUACUCGUUUGCCCAAACAGUGUGGAAUAAAUUCAACAUACAGACUCUCGGUGAAUACUCUGAUCUCUAUUUAAAAACAGAUGUCUUAUUAUUGGCAGAUAUUUUUGAAAAUUUUCGUGCAAGUUGUUACAAAACUUAUGAGUUAGACGCUCUACAUUAUUAUACUGCUCCAGGACUUGCUUUUUCUGCCAUGCUCAAACAUACAGGAGUACAACUUGAGCUAUUACUAGACCCCGAAAAGAUACUGUUUUUUGAGAAAGGUCUCCGUGGUGGAGUAUCUCAAUGUGUCAAUCGAUACGCCAAGGCCAACAACCGUUACAUGGGUGAAGACUUCAAUCCAGAAGAAGAUGAGUCCUACAUCAUGUAUCUGGACGUAAACCACCUCUACGGAGCUGCAAUGAGCAUGUCUCUUCCUCAAGGCUCCUUUGAGUGGGAGGAAAAGAUCACAGAGGAGAAUAUUACAUCAAUAUUCAACUCUGAUGAAUCUAUCGGAUAUGUACUUGAGGUUGACUUGGAGUAUCCUGAAGAUCUACAUGAACUCCACAAAGACAUGCCAUUGUGUUCAGAACACUUCACUCCACCAGGCAGCAAGACUCGUAAGCUAGCUACAACACUGUAUCCAAAAAUGAAUUAUGUGAUUUAUUACAAGAACUUGGAACAGUGUUUGCAACUCGGAAUGAAACUUGUAAAAGUUCACCGAGUAUUAAAGUUUGCGCAGUCACCAUGGCUCAAACCUUACAUCGACAAGAACACCGAGUGUCGUAAAAAUGCUGCCAAUGAGUUUGAAAAGAACUUUUUCAAACUCAUGAACAACGCAGUGUUUGGUAAGACCAUGGAGAAUGUGCGUAAACAUAAGGAUAUCAAGCUAGUAAACAAGUGGCUCGGUCGAUAUGGCGCAAAAAGUUUGAUUUCAAAAUCAAACUUUAACAGCUUCACGAUUUUCGGGGAAAAUCUAGUAAUAGUUGAGAUGGAUAAAUUGAACGUUUACUUCAAUAAACCAAUUUAUGUCGGCUUCAGUAUCCUGGACUUGUCGAAGAUCUUUGUAUAUGAUUUUCAUUAUAAAUAUGUUAAGCAGAAUUUCGACAAUGACGCUGCGAAGCUGCUCUAUACCGACACGGACAGUCUCAUCUAUCACUUCAAGGUGCCUGAUAUUUUUCAAGUUAUCAAACGUGAUAUACACAAGUUUGAUACUUCUGACUAUCCAAUCAACAACGAGUAUGGUAUACCUCAAAAGAAUAAGAAGGUUCUUGGACUCAUGAAGGAUGAAAACAAUGGCAAAAUUGUAUCAGAGUUUAUCGGCCUCAGAGCAAAGCUGUAUGCAUUUAAGCUACACGAGAAAAGUGAGGUGAAAAAGAGAGCCAAUGGAGUCAAAGGAUCAACACUGCGAACCAUUACGUUUGAUGACUUCAAGAAUUGUUUAUUAGAUCAUGUAAAUAUUUUUAAAGAGCAAUUCUUGAUAAGAAGUAAUAGACAUGUUGUCAAAACUAUCAAACAAAAUAAGCUUUCACUGAGCUGGGAUGAUGAUAAACGUCAACUGCUGGAAGACUCUACUGAUACUCUUCCAUGGGGCUAG
Molecule: messenger RNA, 3639 nt
Organism: Cotesia glomerata
Lineage: Eukaryota; Metazoa; Arthropoda; Insecta; Hymenoptera; Braconidae
Exons: 2
Coding region: 1-3639 (1212 amino acids)
Source: RefSeq, a predicted model, not a curated record